UGUGGUGUUCGUUUGCUCAUGCAUACCAAUCUAGGUUAGUUUUUUGAUAUUUAGAUGUGUACUCGUAGGUAUAUUGUGGUGAUAUGACAUUAUAACAUCAACUUUGAAGGAUUACUUCGCUUUUUCAGUGACAAAUCAGAUCACUCGAAAUGAUUGAUAAUCAUUUUCUUCAAGAAAAUAUCCCGUUUGAAAGCAAUCAAGAUCGUUUUGUUUACAUUUAUAAUACACCAAGCCUAAAAGAAAUCACGUCCUAUCGAGUAUCUCGUGCAAUAUGGUAUGCCUACAUCUCAAAGUACAGGGCGUUCAAAGAGCAAGACACUAGUAAAAUCAAUUGUUCACCUCAGCAUUUUGGACUUGAUACGUUUUACAAAAGGAAAAACAAACACGAUGGUUUUUUUCGUCAAGCCCUUGGCCUCGAUCCUGAUUACAUUCGGAACAUCGAAAAAUUAGUGGAUGAUUUAGAAACUUCUGCUCGUAUUAAAAACGUGCUCAAGCAUUUCCUCAAACUAGUUAAUCAAGAAUUGAAAGACUGGGUUGAACAUUUUCGAGAUCUGCUGUUUCCUCCUGGUGCAUUAUUCAGACGCGAGUAUCGAAUCCAUCAUAUUGAUCCUACUUGGUGUGUUUGGCUUAUGAAUGGUGAAAUUGAUUAUCAAAGGACUGCGAGAAAUAUGCUAAAUGAUGAAGAUUUUACUGCAGCACAGAAAUUUUUCAUCAUGAGUGAAUAUUGCAUGGAAGACGAGAUCAAAUUAUUUUCGUUGAAUUUACUUCCGGAAGGAUUCAUUGAACAGGUGAAUAACAAUCAAGAUCAUAUUCUUUUCUAUUGGAUUUGUUAUCUAAAAAAUAAACAGGAUAAAAUUCCAGCUGAAAAUAACCUUCCUUCGGAUCUCUUUAUUGCGUCGAAUUUUCAACAUUUUUCUCGAUUCAGCAAAGAAUAUUUUCUGAGUCGUUUACCUAAUGACGAUCAAGUAAGGAUCGUUAUCGAUUGGAUCACUAGAAUAUGUCUGGAUAGCGAACACAAACGUGAUUGUGUGAUUUUGGAGAAAAUUAUUUCCAAAAUGUCUCUGGCUCAGCAAACCUAUUUGACCUCUCAAAUUUCAUACACGAUUGCGAUUUAUUUCUCAAUUUAUUCCAACGCUUGGCAAUGUGCAUUUUGGGCAUGGAGAAAUUCUAAAGAUCAGAUGGAGGUGGAGCCAUUUUCCGAUUUCCUUGGCGAAUUGUUGACUGAAACUAAAACCGCACCGUCAGCCUGUUUAUUGAACAAGAUUUGGGAUACAGCUUCGAGUUCUCAGAAAAACUUCGCGGUGAAUACCCACUCGGAAGAAUUUAUCGAUAGGUUACUGUUGGGAGAUUAUCAUUUCCCAUCAGUUUUGGAAUUUUUUGACAGAUUUCUUCGGCUGAUAUCGACAGAGGAGCGAAAAAACGUGAUUUUCGAAAGAGUAGAUCAGUUUCCUUAUUCUAAUUGCGAUCCUGAUUGCUGGAGCUUUUUAGUGAAUUUGUGUUUGCCCUGUUUUGAAGAUCAAUUGAAGUUCAAACAUUCGGCAAUCGAUUCUGGUUACGUGAGGAAUUCUUGCGAAGAUUUAUUUCGUCGUCGAUGUUUCGAAAAAUUGAAUCAGAAAUUGGAAUUUUAUUUUUCACACGAUGCAAACGCUGCUCAAAUAUUUAAACGAGAGUUACUCCAGGAUGUAUCGACUAAUUGGAAGUAUAUUAUUUUAUCUCGCGAUAUUUUCAGCUGCGAAUGGAAUCAGAUGUGCAAUUUUAUCGACGAAGCUUUUAAAAGUGAUUCUUCAGCUGGGUUAAAAGUGAAACAACAGUUUCUUUCAACUUUGGCCGCCAACAUCGAUCUACUGGAUUACUUCAUGGUUCGAGAUGGUUUCGAUAAUCUACAGAAAAUCGUAGAAAAGGUAUUCUCGAAUGAUGAACUGAACAAUGUGAAAGGUCUGUUUUCUAAUUCGUUUCACAGAUUAUUAGAAAGGACGAAGGGAGGUGUUAACGAGCAAAUGUUCAACCAGAAGUUUAUGAAAUGGUGUUCGAGUAAUUAUGAUGACGAUGAGGUGGAUACAAGCGAUGGAAACCAGCAAGUAUCACGUGAUAUUGUAUUUGAUAGAAUUCGUACUCGUAGCAAUGAUUUUUUCUUUUCUGUGAAGAUUUUUUCCGAAAAUUGAU
This is a messenger RNA of Planococcus citri (citrus mealybug), 2163 nucleotides long. RefSeq lists its product as uncharacterized. Lineage: Eukaryota; Metazoa; Arthropoda; Insecta; Hemiptera; Pseudococcidae. Bases 150 to 2162 code for a protein of 670 amino acids. The record is from RefSeq and is a predicted model, not a curated record. The transcript is spliced from 2 exons.